Messenger RNA from Sphaeramia orbicularis (orbiculate cardinalfish), 2329 nucleotides. RefSeq names its product exocyst complex component 7 (gene exoc7). The transcript has 21 exons. Gene Ontology annotation, molecular function: phosphatidylinositol-4,5-bisphosphate binding. Gene Ontology annotation, biological process: exocytosis. Bases 132 to 2237 code for a protein of 701 amino acids. The record is from RefSeq and is a predicted model, not a curated record. Gene Ontology annotation, cellular component: exocyst. NCBI's taxonomy places the organism in Eukaryota, Metazoa, Chordata, Actinopteri, Kurtiformes, Apogonidae.
UUUCUCUAGCUUCACGUCAUUUCUCUUCCUCCUGUAACAGCAGCAGUUUGGAGACGUCUGUCUUCAUAUUUUUGGGUUUUAUUCGCCUCCUCGGACCGUGUGGGAGAGUUUGGUUUUGAAUUCGGUCCAGGAUGAUUCCCACCGAGGACGCGUCCGCCCGGAAGAGGGAGAUCGAGAAGAAGCUGAAGCAGGAACAGGAGACACUGUCUUUCAUUAGAGAGAACCUGGAGAAGAGUGAUCAGCUGACCAAAGGCAUGGUGUCCAUCCUGUCCUCGUUCGAGAGUCGUCUGAUGCAGCUGGAGAACUCCAUCAUCCCGGUCCACAAACAGACGGAGAACCUACAGCGUCUGCAGGAGAACGUGGACAAGACCCUGUCCUGCAUGGACCACGUCAUCAGCUACUACCACGUGGCCAAAGACACCGACCGCAUCAUCAGGGAGGGACCGACCGGACGCCUGGACGAGUACCUGGCCUGUAUCGCAAAGAUCCAGAAAGCAGUGGAGUAUUUCCAGGACAACAACCCAGACAGCCCCGAACUCAACACAGUGAAAGCGCGUUUUGAAAAGGGUAAAGAGCUGCUGGAGGCGGAGUUCCGCAGCCUCCUGACCCGCUACAGUAAACCCGUCCCUCCCAUCCUCAUCCUGGACGCCAUCAGCGUGGACGAGGAGCUGGAGGUCCAGGAGGACGUGGUCCUGGAACAUCUGCCCGAGGCCGUCCUGCAGGACAUCAUCUGCAUCUCCGGGUGGUUGGUGGAGUACGGACGGAACCAGGAUUUCAUGAACGUGUACUUCCAGAUCCGGUCCAACCAGCUGGACCGCUCCAUCAAAGGCCUGAAGGACCACUUCCGUAAGAACAGCGCCUCCUCCGGGAUCCUGUACUCGCCCGCCGUCCAAACUAAGCGCAAAGACACGCCCACUAAGAAGGCCCCGAAGAGACCAGUCUACAUCCCAGGGACCAUUCGCAAGGCUCAGAACCUUCUGAAACAGUACUCACAGCAUGGGCUGGAUGGGAAAAAGGGGGGCUCUAACCUCACUCCUCUGGAAGGAAAAGACGACGUCCUGGACAUCGAGAUCGACUCAUACAUCCACUGCAUCAGCGCCUUCGUCAAACUGGCCCAGAGCGAGUAUGCCCUGCUGACGGAGAUCAUCCCCGAACACCACCAGAAGAAGACCUUCGACUCCCUCAUCCAGGAGGCGCUGGACAACCUGAUGCUGGAGGGAGACAACAUCGUGUCUGCGGCUCGUCGAGCCAUCAUGAGACACGACUACUCGGCCGUCCUCACCAUCUUCCCCAUCCUCCGACACCUGAAGAUGAACAAGGCCGAGUUCGACUCCACGCUGCAGGGAACGGCGGCGAGCACCAAGAACAAACUCCCCACCCUCAUCACAUCAAUGGAAACAAUCGGCGCCAAAGCUCUGGAGGAGUUCGCAGACAGCAUCAAAAACGAUCCCGAUAAAGAGUACAACAUGCCAAAGGACGGGACGGUCCACGAGCUGACCAGUAACGCCAUCCUGUUUCUGCAGCAGCUGCUCGACUUCCACGAAACGGCUGGAGCCAUGUUAGCGUCACAAGUCCUGGGGGACACUUACAAUAUCCCUUUAGACCCCCGAGAAACCAGUUCGUCAGCCAGCAGCUACACGUCGGACUUCAACAAGCGGCUCCUCAGUACCUACAUAUGUAAAGUGUUGGGGAACCUGCAGCUGAACCUGCUCAGUAAAUCCAAAGUGUACGAGGAUUCAGCUCUGAGCGCCAUCUUCCUCCACAACAACUACAACUACAUCCUCAAGUCACUGGAGAAGUCGGAGCUGAUCCAACUGGUGACGGUGACCCAGAAGAAGGCGGAGAGCUCCUACAGGGAACUGAUCGAACAGCAGAUCCAGAUGUACCAGCGCAGCUGGCUGAAGGUGACGGAACAUCUGACCGACAGGAACAUGCCGGUGUUUCAACCUGGAACCAAGCUGAAGGAUAAGGAGCGUCAGGUGAUCAAAGACAAAUUCAAGGGCUUCAACGACGGUCUGGAGGACCUGUGUAAGACCCAGAAGGGCUGGGCCAUCCCAGAUAAGGAGCAGAGGGACUUCAUCCGCCAGGCGCAGAGGAAGGUGGUGUCGGACGCAUACAGAGCCUUUCUGCAGAGAUGCACCAACAUCUCCUUCACCAAAAACCCAGAGAAAUACCACAAAUACCGACCGGAGGAGGUGGAGGAGAUGAUCGAGAAGCUGUUCGACACGUCGGCCUGAUCCACGUUUUGGACCAAACACGUGAACAUGUAUUUAUGUAAUUUAGCCCCUGAACCGUUCACCUUUGACUGAAUAAAAGGAACUCGACCACA